Molecule: messenger RNA, 1446 nt
Organism: Geosmithia morbida
Lineage: Eukaryota; Fungi; Ascomycota; Sordariomycetes; Hypocreales; Bionectriaceae
Product: Transmembrane amino acid transporter protein
Exons: 2
Coding region: 1-1446 (481 amino acids)
Biological process (GO): amino acid transmembrane transport
Cellular component (GO): vacuolar membrane
Molecular function (GO): amino acid transmembrane transporter activity
Source: RefSeq, a predicted model, not a curated record
AUGGCUCAGCACCCCAACCCCGCCAUGGGCGACUCCAUCACCGAUGCCCCCCCUUCCGAACAGACCAAGGGCGGUGACCUCAAGAUGUACGACCUACCUGACUCCCAGAAUGAUAUCGAGUCGAUCAAGGCCAUUGGCGACGCAAGCGGGUUCGAUCAGCAAAAGGCCAUUGAGGGCCAUGCCCAUUUCCACCGUCUUGGCUGGAAGCGCAUGACCAUCCUGCUUAUUGUCGAGGCCAUCGCCCUCGGCAGCCUCAGUCUCCCCUCGGCCUUUGCCACCCUCGGCAUGGUCGCAGGUGUCAUCUUGACAGUUGGCCUCGGCCUGGUCGCCAUCUACACCAGUUACAUUGUCGGCCAGGUCAAACUCAAGUACAACGAUGUCCACCAUUACGCCGAUGCCUGUGGCAGGAUUCUUGGUCGCGUCGGUUACGAGGUUGUCGGUGUCAUGUUCUGCCUGCAGCUCAUCUUCCUCGUCGGAUCCCACUGCUUGACUGGCACCAUUGCUUUCCAGACCAUUGUCGACAAGAAUGUCUGCAGCAUCAUCUUUGGUGUCGUAUCCGCCAUCAUCCUGCUGCUCCUUGCUAUCCCGCCAUCCUUCGCCGACCUUGCCUUCCUCGGAUACAUUGACUUUGUCUCCAUCCUUCUCGCUAUCGGCAUCACGAUUAUUGCUACCGGCAUUAAAGCGUCUGACUCCGAUGGCGGCCUGGCCUCGGUUCCCUGGUCCGCCUGGCCCAAGGAGGGCUGCACUCUCGUCGAUGCUAUUGUCGCUCUGACCAACAUCGUGUUUGCCUACAGCUUCAGCAUCACCCAGUUCUCCAUGAUGGACGAGAUGAGCGAGCCCAAGGACUACGUCAAGUCCAUCUGGACCCUAGGAACCAUUGAGAUCGUCAUUUACACUAUCUGCGGUGCCGUCAUCUAUGCCUUUGUCGGUGUCGACGUCAAGUCUCCCGCUCUCCUCUCGGCCGGUCCUCUUGUUUCCAAGGUUGCGUUUGGCGUUGGACUCCCCGUCAUCUACAUCUCUGGAUCCAUCAACACCACCGUCGUCAGCCGCUACCUCCACAGGCGCAUGUUCGCCAACACUGUCACCCAGUUCAUAAACACCCCCAGAGGGUGGACGAGCUGGCUCAUUCUCAUCAGCGUCAUCACCGUCAUCGCCUUCGUCAUCGCCGAGGCCAUACCCUUCUUCAACGACCUCCUUUCGCUCUCCUCGGCGCUUUUCGUCACCGGAUUUACUUUCUACUUCCCCGCCAUGUUUUGGUUCAUGCUCAUCCGCGAGGGCCCCUGGUACUCCAAGCAGAACAUUUACAAGAGCAUUGCCAACGGAAUCAUCUUCGUCAUUGGCAUCGCCAUUCUGAUAGGCGGAACCUAUGCCAGUAUUUCCGACAUUAACUCCAAAUUCGAAGAUGGUACUGUCAAGAAGGCCUUUAGCUGCGGAGCCGUUGAGUAA